CGACUUAAGUGCUGCAACGAAGCUCUAAACCCUGAAACGAAGGGGACUGCACCAAUUUCGACUAAAUUCAUUCUAUCGUUUCGAUAAACAUCAACAUGGGUUCCUACACUGGAGAUGCUCCCGUUGUCAUUGUUGGAGCAGGUCUGGCUGGUCUAACGACAGCCCUGGCCUUGGGAAGCUAUGGUAUCCAGACAGUUCUUAUCGAGCGAAGACCCGAGUCUUCGCAGCAUCCCCGUGCAGAUGGAUUUACUGCGAGGACUGUCGAGAUCUUUCGGUCCUUCGGUAUUGGCCCCGAUAUUCUUCCCGAGACUGCGCCCUCGUUCAAGACUCAGCGCACACGCGUCAUGAGCCUGACUGGUCAGUGGUUUGAAGAACUCGCAUGGAACGAUCAGGAAAAAAAGGAAGAUACUGCAAUUCCCAAGCAGCCGGAAUGGUCACCAUAUCAGGGCUCAUCUACGCCGCAAGACCAACUCGAACCUAUCCUCAUGCAGCGUGUUAUUGACCUGGGAGUGGAUGUUCGCAUGGGUCAUGAAUUUGUUGGUCUCGCGCAAAACGACAAAGGUGUGACUGUUACAAUCAAGAACAGCAAGGAUGGCGCUGUCUAUUUUAUCAAAUCCCCGUAUCUGGUCGCUGCCGACGGCCAUCGCAGCGCUAUCCGCGAAACUCUGGCAAUUCCACGAAAAGGUCAUGGUCCAGUGAAUUCCGUACAGAGUGUUCUCUUCCGGGCCCCAGAAUUGUCACCUUAUCUUAAGAAAGGAUUCAAGCAGUUCACCAUUGAUCAACCAGACUUGAAGGCCUUCAUGAUCGCCUACCAGGAUGAAAGAUUGGUUCUUCAUCUGCCCAACGAUCGUGUUUGGAACGAUGAAUUGAUACGAAAGGCUAUUUUUCAGUCGAUUGGCCCAGAAAAGGUCACUCUUGAGGUGCUCGCCACUAGCAGAUGGGAUAUGAGCGCUUGGAUAGCCGAUGAAUUCUCUAGAGGAAGGGUUUUCCUUGUCGGGGAUGCAGCCCACUCGCUCCCUCCCAACCGUGGGGGCUACGGAGCAAACACUGGAAUUGCAGACGGACACAACCUCGCGUGGAAGCUCGCCCAAGUCCUACAAGGUGUAUCGGAUGACAGGCUUCUGUCGUCUUACCAGGCUGAGCGGCUCCCCGUGGCAUGGCUACGACACGACCAAAUCUUUGCUCGGUCGGACUAUAAAACGCUUCAGCGGGAAGCAUCUACUAGCGGGAGCUCUGCUCUUGGACAGAGCGCCCUUCCAGAUGCGGCUGUCGAGUUUGGUCAGAUCUACCGGUCGAGUGGAGUUAUCGGAGCGGACGAAUCGCUCCCGGAAGCUUUAACUCCAGACUUGUGGAAGGGCCAGCCUGGUACUCGCCUCCCCCAUUGCUGGAUCGAACUAGGCGAAGAGAGUCUUUCAACUCUUCAACUACAUAGCGGCGACUGGGUGGUACUAUCUGAAGACCCCGAGUGGGCAGGCAUUGUGAAACAAGUUCAAGCAAAUCUGGGAGUGCAAGCACAAUUUAUCCAUGUCCGACAGAGCGAGGAUGUAAGUAUCAGAUUCAGUGAUGCUUUUGGAGUUUCUCAGCGUGGAUGCUCUCUCGUUCGUCCAGACGGCCACAUUGCGUGGAAAUUGGCAGAGGUAGAUGGUGAUCCCAAAGCAGCGUUGGAAGAGGCGUGGAAGACUGUGUCAUGCUACAAAGUUUGAUUCCACUCGUCCAUAUGUGUAGCUAGGUAGUUCAGUGCAAUUUGAUUAUUAUUUUUCGAAAGUCCAUUCAA
This is a messenger RNA of Penicillium brasilianum, 1774 nucleotides long. Lineage: Eukaryota; Fungi; Ascomycota; Eurotiomycetes; Eurotiales; Aspergillaceae. The record is from the annotation of a GenBank genome assembly.